Molecule: messenger RNA, 489 nt
Organism: Helianthus annuus (common sunflower)
Lineage: Eukaryota; Viridiplantae; Streptophyta; Magnoliopsida; Asterales; Asteraceae
Product: nicotinamidase 1-like
Exons: 4
Coding region: 1-345 (114 amino acids)
Biological process (GO): pyridine nucleotide salvage
Molecular function (GO): nicotinamidase activity
Source: RefSeq, a predicted model, not a curated record
AUGUUUGUUUUCAAAAUACGGAUCCAAUGUCUUUGUAGAUUGGGUGAAAAACACCAGAUUGAAGCCGUAUUGGUUGCUGGGAUAUGCACGGAUAUAUGUGUACUGGACUUUGUGUGUUCUGCGUUAUCUGCAAGAAAUCGUGGUCAUGUUACUCCUCUUAGAGAUGUGAUCGUAUAUUCGGGUGCGUGUGCAACUUUUGAUCUUCCAGUUCAUGUUGCCAGAAACAUCCCUGGUGCUCUUGCUCACCCUCAGGAACUCAUGCAACAUGUUGGCCUUUACAUGGCAAAGAGCAGGGGAGCUAAGGUUGUGUCAAAAGUGUCAUUUGCAGCAUCAAAGAAGGCAUGAUCACAGUGAGUGGCUCAUGUUUAUGAUCUCUGAUAAUCUGUUAGAUUCGGUGUAUCUUUUCUUUUCUCUUCAUAUAUAUGCUUACGCGUGUAGUAAUGGUGAUUUUUAACGUCUUCCUGUAAAAUCAGAAAAUGUGUUUGAUUU